AUGACCGCAUACGCCAACACCACUGCCGCAACGGCAGGGCUCGCCAAGCUCAACCAAACACCCUUCUACUUUCAAGCGCAAUCCGAGGUCAUCCCAGGCAUCUCGGACAAGUACCUAUCACUAGCGCUACCCAUCAUCAUCUACUGGAUCGCGUCCCUCUUCUACCAUCUACUCGACACUCUCGAGCUCCCCUUCACAGAAAAGUAUCGGCUGCAUGAACCUGAAGAGGUCACAAAGCGCAAUCGUGUCAGCGUAACGCGCGUCAUCGUAAUGGUCGUUGUGCAGCAGAUCAUCCAGACCAUCUUUGGUGUUCUCUUGCUCGACGACGACUCGGUCGGACUCAAGCAGACAUUCGCAGACCAUCCCGCAAAGGUCCUUGAUCUGGCCCUUUUUCUCCGCUCGACCACUUCCAAGCUGCUAGGCCCAUCGCUCGAACCUCAAAUCACCAAGCUGCUCUUUGGCAGCCAGGAUGCCAUCUCGGCAGCGUGGUGGCUGUACUGGUGGGGCAUCCCCACCGCUCAGUUCUGGUUCGCCUUCUUCGUCAUGGACGCAUGGCAGUACACCCUCCAUCGUCUCUUCCAUGAGAGCCGUUUCCUCUACCGCCACUUCCACUCGCACCACCACCGCCUCUACGUGCCUUACGCCUUUGGUGCGCUUUACAACCACCCCGUCGAGGGCCUGCUGCUCGACUCAGCGGGUGCAGCAAUCUCGCACGCAGCUGCCCUCAUGACGGUCCGUCAAGGUAUCGUCCUCUUUACAUUCUCGACGCUCAAGACGGUAGCUGAUCACGGUGGAUACGCUUUCCCCUGGUAUCUCGACCCACUACACCUCGUCUUUCCCAACUGCGCCGAGUACCACGACGUACAUCACCAAAUGACCGGAUUGCGCUACAACUACUCGCAGCCCUUCUUCGUCCACUUUGACGUGCUCUUUGGUACACGCAUUUCGGCGGACAAGUUCCAGAAAAUGAAGAGGUUGGCCGAGCAAAGGAGGGCAGCCGAGAAGAGCGCUGCGGCGGCCGAAGGCAACAAGGACAAGGUCAACGGCUCGUCGGCACCACAGCUCAGUGGGAAAGAUGCGACGCCAGCAGAGAUCGUCGACAAGUCCAGCGAUCCAUUCGUCACCACCACGAAACGCUCGUAUGCUGCUAAAGCUGGCACCUCUACCGACGAGUAG
Messenger RNA from Pseudozyma hubeiensis SY62, 1176 nucleotides. RefSeq lists its product as hypothetical. The coding region runs from base 1 to 1176 and encodes 391 amino acids. The record is from RefSeq and is a predicted model, not a curated record. Gene Ontology annotation, biological process: lipid biosynthetic process. Gene Ontology annotation, molecular function: oxidoreductase activity; iron ion binding. The transcript has a single exon. Lineage: Eukaryota; Fungi; Basidiomycota; Ustilaginomycetes; Ustilaginales; Ustilaginaceae.